CUCCACUCUCUCACUCACACACACUCUCUUUUCUCUCUCCUGCUGUGUGCCAGUCCCUCUCUCUCUCUCCCUCCACUUACUCAAAGUAGCCAGAGCUCCUCUCUUCUCUCUUGUCCUCUUUACAUCCCUCCACCACUCCUUUUCUCCCUCCAGCUGUGAGAGCAACCGACCCCGGCUCGGCCCGUUCGUCUUCACCUCCACAAGUUCAAAGGAUCUCAGGUCGCUGUUUUCCCAAACUUCUCCUGAAAGACUUAAUUUUCAUUCUUGACCACUUUUUGGUCCUUUCCCCUCUGGAGAGGCUAGUUGGUGUGUGUGCGGCAGCGUGUGCGAGGGCUACGGUGUCGUGCUCUUUGCCCUAAGGGAGUCCCUAAAGGUUGUGACUGAAGGAGAAAAGUUUUCACCACGAUGAAUGCUCAGUUGCUGCUCCUGUUGGCCCUGGUUGGCCCUUUCUGUGCCUUCACACAUGCAAGUCCUACAGGGCACCCUACAGACCUUGAUGUUGGGAUCACUGGGACUGUAGCAGCCAUCACCCGUGACGCUACCGAGGAUCCAAUUCAGGACCUUACUGUUGUCACUGGCCCUCCUGCAACCGAACCAGCAGCUGCCCCUGAAAAAGUCACAACAGAAGUUGUCACCGAGGCGACGCUUCCUUUUGUUACCGUCAAUACAGAAGAGGUUGUCGUUAAGACAGAAGCCCCUGUCGCUGCUACUACUACUGUAGCACCAGAACCCCUUAUCACUCACACUCCUGCUGUGGAGACCACAGCCCCCACUGAGAAAGUAGAGACUGAGGUCAUACCGGAGGCGAAGGGAGCUCCCGAGGCAGACACGGGUGAAGACGUGGUCAUUGAAGACAACACAGAGGAGGGCCUGGGUUCUGGCCAGGUAGUCGGCAUCGUGAUCGGCGCUCUGUUGGCAGUGGUCAUCGUCAUGGCCGUGGUGAUUGCUGUGGUGAGGAGGAUGGGCAAAUACUCGUCUGCCAAGAACAAAAAACCUGCGAAAAAAGACAGCAUUAUGGUUUCUCCCUUGAGAAAAAAGCAGGCCAAGCAGCAGGAGCGCCCAAAGUUCUGGAAAUUCUGAACUACUGAGCUGUGACGCCAUUUCCGAUCAUUAAAACAAGCACAAUACCAGAACUAAACGAAUCUAACCAGGACUCUGGACUGUUGCCAAAAAAAGAGGGGGAGAGAGGCGUGUGUGUGUUUAUGUAUGUACUGUGUGUAUGUGAGACAAGAGGGGUACAUGAGCAAACAUCCUCACCUCCCCCGCUACCUCCCUGACCCCCAGGAGCCGCUGAUAUAAAAGGCUCUGUCCUCCCCUACUCCCUUGGAGAGAACAAAACAAGGUGACAGCAGGAUGUCACAAAGAAUUUCAGGCUUUUUCAAAUGCAUUUUGUUAAAAAAAAAAAAAGAGCGAGAGAGAGAACGAAUGGGCAGGGGAUUAUCUGACAUCUAAGGAUAAAAUAUCUUUCCUUUAAAGAGUGACUGAUUUAGACUUUGCAUGGAAGUUUGAGAGGACAUAAGAAUGGAAAAUACUGAUAAAACUAAAGGAAAAUAAACACACAAGGAUAGUGGGAGCAGGAAAGAAAGAGACUGUUACAAAUUCCACAGGAUGUAAAUACAAUGCAAGGGGACUACAUAGUAUACAGCUAAUGACUUUCUCAUAUGUUGCAGUUGCAUAGGCUAGCAUUUCAUAUUAUGGAAUACACACUACCUACGGGCAGCCUUAGGCUAUUGUUGUGGCUAACAGACCUUUAAAGCACCCCUGAGCACCAGUUAAAACAUUUUCUCAUGUAGCCAGAAUCCCUGAUAUGUUGGCCAACUGUAUGAAGCACUGUGUGCAGAAGUUGUUUUGACAUAACACUUAUGCGCUCUGAAGGCUAGCAUGGGGCUAACAGAAAAGAAAAGGCACCCUCAUUUGCAAGAGUAACGUGACAUUCUGCCCACUUUAACACUGACAUAUAAAAACCUAAUACAUAUCUGUGAAAUUUAGCAGAAGGGUUUGUGCCACUGUCUCUGGUAUUCUCUAGGUAUUUAGGAGGAUUUUAACUUUUGAAGUGCAUUAUUAAUGUGAACUGACUGACGUACUUUUUAACUGCCACCCAUUCCAAAAAAGAACAGCUUUGAUGACUCCUGGCUUGUUCCUUAUAAAGGCUUACACACAGCCAGUGGUUAUUAGACAUAGUGAUAGCAUUGUCUUGACAAUGUAUUCAUAGUACUUGUGUUAAUAGUUAGAUUACCAGAACAGCCAUCCAGUCUUUAAAUUGAGCUAACCCCAGAUAGCGUGCACAGGAUGACGUUUUAUAGUUGCACUUAGUUUUAGUGCACAGUGUUAGGCAGUUAUGCCCUUUUUUGUUAUUUUUGCAAUUGUAAGUGUGCUUAAUGGGUGUACAAAUAAUGAAGUCUCAGCUUAGUUCCGCUUGCUUUACAAACUCGUUUAAUAUGUGCACUGAAUGAGUGAUGUAAUGUUUAAUGAAUAGGCUUUAGACACUGCAAAUGUUUGCAACGACAUGUGUUUGUUUCCUCCCUUCUGCUUUGCCACAUAUUAUCAGUUCUAGGUCUUUAAGUUGUGCCAUCUCAUUUGUUUGAACCCUUUUAAUUUAAUUGCAGUGUUUUUGUUCAUACUGUUUCAAUAAAAAACUGUACUGCACUCCACAAAAUAUUUCACUAAAUUGUUAACUGAAA
Siniperca chuatsi (mandarin fish) is the source of this 2681-nucleotide messenger RNA. RefSeq lists its product as uncharacterized. The coding region runs from base 406 to 1080 and encodes 224 amino acids. Lineage: Eukaryota; Metazoa; Chordata; Actinopteri; Centrarchiformes; Sinipercidae. The record is from RefSeq and is a predicted model, not a curated record. The transcript has 5 exons.